ACCGCACAGUACUGUGUUUCGGCAGGAGCCAUAUAAAACCAACAGUAUUUAAAUACAAUAGAAGCAUUUAAUAUAUAUAUAUAUGUGUGUGUGUAUAUAUAUAUGUGUAUAUAUGCGCUUGUAUGAUAGUACGGCGAGUGCCCGCCUCCUCGACGCUGCGUAUCCUCGCUGCCCUCAGAAGUUUGUGAAGAGGCUGGGUUCACAUUGCUGGAAGUCUCGCCGUGAGGGAGGAACGGGUCUGUGCCGCUUGCUGUGUUAAACACCCUGCUUGUUCCUGGCUUCUUCUGUCCUUUCUGUCAGCUCUUAGAAGAAGACUCUCGCCAUGGCCGGUAAGAAGAUGGCUCAGUACGGGAAGCAGCUCCUGCGCCGGCGUGCGCUGGACUGCAGCAUGGAGGAGACUCGCUUCUCACGCUGCCUGUCCACGCUGGACCUGGUGGCGCUGGGCGUGGGCAGCACGCUGGGCGCCGGUGUAUACGUGCUGGCGGGGGAAGUAGCCAGGGAGAAGGCGGGACCAGCUAUCGUGCUCUGCUUCCUUAUCGCUGCCCUGUCCUCUGUCCUCGCCGGCCUGUGCUACGCUGAAUUCGGGGCGCGGGUCCCCAAGACCGGCUCGGCGUACCUCUACAGCUACGUGACGGUCGGAGAGAUCUGGGCGUUCAUAACCGGCUGGAAUCUGAUUCUCUCGUAUGUCAUAGGUACAGCGAGCGUGGCCCGGGCGUGGAGCUCCACGUUCGAUAACCUGGUGGAGCAGAAGAUCUCCAUGUUCUUCAAGGCUUCCGUAUCCAUUAAGGUGCCGGGUGUCCUGGCUGAGUACCCCGACAUCUUUGCCCUCAUCCUGGUGAUCCUGCUGACAGGUCUGCUGGCGUUUGGCGUGAGCGAGUCGGCGCUGGUCAAUAAGAUUUUCACAGGGGUGAACCUGGUGGUGCUGGGCUUCGUCAUCAUUUCGGGCUUCGUGAAGGGAGACACGCACAACUGGAGCCUGACCCAGGAGGACUUCUACAACAACCCCCACACCUCCUCCUCCAGCAACAGCAGCACCAACAGCUUCGGGGCCGGUGGCUUCGCCCCCUUCGGCUUCACGGGCAUCCUGUCGGGGGCCGCCACCUGCUUCUACGCCUUCGUUGGGUUCGACUGCAUCGCCACCACGAGUGAAGAGGCUAAGAACCCCCAGCGCUCCAUCCCCAUUGGCAUCGUGGCCUCGCUGCUCAUCUGCUUCUUCGCGUAUUUCGGGGUGUCGGCUGCGCUCACCCUCAUGAUGCCUUACUACUUUCUGGACACCCAGAGCCCCCUCCCCGAGGCCUUCCAGUAUGUGGGUUGGGGUCCCGCGCGCUACAUCGUGGCCGUGGGCUCACUCUGCGCUCUCUCCACCAGUCUGCUGGGCUCCAUGUUCCCCAUGCCCCGGGUCAUCUAUGCCAUGGCUGAGGACGGGCUUCUCUUCCGCUUCCUGUCCCGCAUGAACAAGAAGACCAGGACCCCCCUGCUGGCCACCAUCGUCUCGGGGGUCAUCGCAGCGCUUAUGGCUUUCCUCUUUGAGCUGGCUGCUCUGGUGGAUCUCAUGUCGAUCGGGACCCUGCUGGCGUAUUCCCUCGUUGCAGUCUGCGUGCUCAUCCUUAGGUACCAGCCAGGCUCACUGAGCAGCCCCGGUCAGUGUGAGAGGAUGGUGGAUCUGAGCGGGGAGAAGACUGCGAUGAACGACUCGGACAGCGGGGACGAGUUUGCCUGCGAGACCGUCCCUCUGAAGGAGAAGUUCACCAUGAAGCUGCUCUUGGUGCCCAGCUGUGACUUCCCCACCAAGACAUCUGGGCUCAUCGUCUACGUCACCACCGCCACCAUCUCGCUGGUGUUCACAGUGCUAUGCUGUGUCCUGUCUGUGAAGAUGCCCUCCCUGGUGGCCGGGGAGCCCCUAUGGGUGACAGUGUGCGCUGUCCUGGCGGUCGUGUCUGUCGUCUGCAUCGCCAUCAUCUGGAGACAGCCGGAGAGCCGAGAGUCCCUCACGUUCAAGGUCCCCUUCCUGCCUCUGCUGCCCCUCUUCAGUAUCUUCGUCAAUGUUUACCUCAUGAUGCAGCUUGACGCAGGGACCUGGGUGCGAUUCGCUGUCUGGAUGACUAUAGGGUUUCUGAUUUAUUUCGCCUACGGGAUCCGGAACAGCUCCGUGGCCCAGAGCUCGGCAGAUAAAGAGGAGCCAGCCCUCGGAGCCAAGACCCCCAUUUACCAGAAGGAGGAGCCUGGGACCGAGAGCUCCAGAGUCUGAGAGAGAGCGAAGGAAGGAAGGGAGUCCAGCACUGAACCAGGGACCAUCGGCCACCUCGAGCAGGGGGGCAAAUAAACCCAGAGAAAUGAACUUCCACGUGUGUGUGCGUGUGUGUGUCUGUGUCCAGUACGUUCAUGUAUAUGUUGUAUCAUACUGUAUAGAGAUAUUUAUUUGUAUACAUUAAAUGUACUUGCUUGGGUUUAGGGAAUGGGAUUCUCAGCGCGCAGGAGUGAAUCUGUCCGCUGUGCAAAACGGAGUCUUCCUUCAAACCCUGUUGCAAAAUGACCUGUGCAGUACAAGUCAGAUUGUACAUGUGUACGCAUCUGUAUAUUAAACCUGGCUGUCCACAGCUGUUACAGUAUGCAUAUAUACAGUGUGUGUAUGCAAGUGUGCAGACAACGGGUGUUUAUUUGCAUGUAAAUUAUAGAGCAGUAAUCCCAUAACAGGCUUUUAGAAAACUGUGUCGUGAACUGAACUGCAAUCCAGAAAUUCGAAGCGGACAGCAGCCUCACUACGAGCCGGGCGCGCCUGCCACUGCCUCAUUGUUUUAUGUAAUCACUGAACGUCGGUGUGAAGCAAAGCCUUCUGUACAGUAUUACACAAAGAAAUGAGAUUUUUGCGAAGCAGGAAUGUAUUUUAUCUGUAGCGUUUCAUUUUACACGUGUGUGCGUGCACAGGGGGUGGGAAUAACCAAAAAAAGUGAACUGAACUGAAAAUACUAGGCUAGACGAAUCCGACCUGAUCUGUUUGUUGUGUGGUUUUGCCAUCAGUUACCAUCUUAAUCCCUAAUCAUUUACCGAGGUUUGUGUUUGUAAAUAUUUCAAGACGAGAGUUUGUUACUUUUCAUUUGUUUUGAUCUUUAUCAGUGACCGUGUGUGUGUGUGUGUGUGUGUGUAUACAGACCAUAUGUUUUUAAAUGUGUUCAUUGUCCUGUUGGAUUUGUCGAGUAUUGAGGCUGGUGAAGCCGAGCUAGUCCAAUUUGUUUUUACAUGGUUUUAUUUUCUUGUUUUAUUCAAUGCAGUGUAUUUAUUUUUCAUGAAAGCCCUGUUGCAUUAAUUGAGAUGCAUUGACCUCCUUUUGUCAACAGCACAAUCUGGCUUCUGCGCCCUCGUCCUGUAUUGUAAAUAUAGCCCUAGUUUCACCGUUCUUUUUGAUUCCUGUGUUACAGCGUACAGAUUAAUAAUAAUAAUAAUAUUAUGUGGUUGAUUGAUGAUUUCUGUAUCCAGUGUAUUGUAUCUAUAUUUAGAAUUUAGUUUCAAUCAAACCUCGUUUGUCUCCAGGAUCGUUCCCAGUAAACAGGAGUAGCUUCCCAUUCCCUUCCAGAAGAGAUGUACAGACAGACAGACAGACAGGCAUGACUACUGUGGUGUUAAAGACCUUGUUUCAGUUCUUAUGAAAGCACCCCUUGGUUUUUAAUGACUGGAUUAUGCAGUAUGUUUUGUAAUGGCAGUGAUGGUCCGAAACACAGCUACAAAACAGAUCCCAGUGUUACUGUGUGCAGCCCAGCAAUGCAGGGGAGCGAGUCUAUUACAAUAAGAUGUAUUUCUCUCCCACUGGACUGCUACUCCCCCAAAGUAAAAAGCAGACAGCUUGGGGAUACACAAUAUGAUGUGUAAGUGUGAACACAGUGCCCCGAAACGUGUAUAUUUACUUACAUGCAAAUUGUAGAGCAGUAAUGUGAGAACUGUUUAGAGCAUGGCGCUGUGAAGUGAACUAGAGCAAAAUGUACAAGUUGGAUACGCUGGUAUUGUGGAUUACCAGGCUGAAAGAGCUGCAGAGGGAGGCAGUCUGUGAGACUGUAUGCUGAACAUGCUGCAGCUGUGGUGUGUUUCACACUGAGAUUACUCACGGCUUUGUGUUUACUUCAGAGCUGGUUUCUGUUGAUCUGCGGCCCGCGCUGCGGUGAUGAUGUUCAGAAUUCUUGUUUGGAGCUGAUUCAGCGCUAUGUAUUAAUAUUUUUUUUAUCGAUUUUUGUAAAUAGAAGGGUGAUAUUUUGGUAUUAAGAGUACUUUUGUCAGAGAGAAACACUUGCAUCUAUUAAAAAAGAAGAUUUUGGGCUGGUUGACAAGUUUUAGCCAUUAUUAUUAUUAUUAUUAUUAUUAUUAUUAUCAUUAUCUACUAUUUGUUCUAAAGCUAGCAAUUUUGUGCUUAUUAACAUGUUCAUUGUUUCUAAAGUGUUCUGCAGCAGACCGCUGUGCUUUUACUGCCGUGAAGAUACAAACAAAAGCCACUGUAGCUGUUGUACUGUAACCCAAGUACACGUGCAACCCCACUGCAGCCUUCUGUUCUGUAUCCACCAGACCCUUCUCUGUGUGCAUUCUGGGUCCUGGUCUCUAUGAAAAGCACCGUCUCAUUU
Messenger RNA from Polyodon spathula (Mississippi paddlefish), 4604 nucleotides. RefSeq names its product cationic amino acid transporter 3-like. Gene Ontology annotation, biological process: amino acid transport; transmembrane transport. The record is from RefSeq and is a predicted model, not a curated record. The transcript has 11 exons. Gene Ontology annotation, molecular function: amino acid transmembrane transporter activity. Gene Ontology annotation, cellular component: plasma membrane. Bases 323 to 2248 code for a protein of 641 amino acids. NCBI's taxonomy places the organism in Eukaryota, Metazoa, Chordata, Actinopteri, Acipenseriformes, Polyodontidae.